Sinocyclocheilus grahami is the source of this 2090-nucleotide messenger RNA. Its product is annotated as integral membrane protein 2C-like. Gene Ontology annotation, cellular component: extracellular exosome; Golgi apparatus; plasma membrane. Bases 224 to 1006 code for a protein of 260 amino acids. Lineage: Eukaryota; Metazoa; Chordata; Actinopteri; Cypriniformes; Cyprinidae. The record is from RefSeq and is a predicted model, not a curated record. Gene Ontology annotation, biological process: negative regulation of amyloid precursor protein biosynthetic process. Gene Ontology annotation, molecular function: amyloid-beta binding. The transcript is spliced from 6 exons.
CUAGAUAAGCCUUUUUUUUAUUGUGAAAAUUGCAAGUGAUACUAAUUUUAGAAAACAGACGCCGAUUGGUGGACUCUUACUUUAAAGUGUACCGGAAGCGAGGGAAUCCUCUUUAAGUUCGCCCGCCCUCUGUCGAGCGCUUCAUUCACCGCUCAGAAGCGUCCUUGGUGGUACAAUCACUACUCGGCGUCCUAACCGCAGAAAACUAGGAAGAAGCGUCAAAAUGGUGAAGAUAUCUUUUCAGCAAGUAACUGCACAGAAGCUGGAAAAGGAGAACGAUGGAGACGAAGAGGAAAUUCACAUGCCCUACUCUCACCAGGAUGAGUUGGUGCUCCCGGUAAGAUCUAAGAAGUCUCCCUUUAGUGGCCUUUGGUGUGUCGUGCUCGGCUUGGUGAUCUUCCUGUCAGGCUUGAUCAUGGCGUCUGUAUGCCUGUACCGAUACUACUUCAGCCCGCAGAUCCCAGAGGACAGUUUGUUCCACUGUCGGGUGAUGUACGAGGACCCACUGUUCGCCCCAUUACUCGGAAGACAGGAGCUAGAGGAGAACGUCGGCAUCUUCCUGGAUGACAACUACGAGCAGAUCAGCGUGCCUGUGCCCGACUUCGGAAGCAGCGACCCGGCUGACAUCAUUCACGACUUUCACAGGGGACUCACAGCUUACUACGACAUUGCGUUGGAUAAGUGCUACGUUAUUGAACUCAACACAACAAUCGUCAUGCUGCCCAGGAACCUGUGGGAGCUGCUUGUCAAUGUCAAGCGGGGGAUGUAUUUGCCCCAGACCUACAUCAUUCAGGAAGAGAUGGUGGUGACGGGGCGUGUUAGGAACAUGCGUCAGCUGGGACCCUUCAUCCACCGGCUCUGUUACGGAAAAGAAACCUACAGACUGAGACGCCGUAGCGGCCAAAGACGUGUCGAUAAGAGGGAGACCAGGAACUGCCACAGCAUCCGGCACUUCGAGAACACGUUUGUCGUAGAGACAAAGAUUUGUGACCGACUCCUGCUGUAGUUUCCUUCCCUUCUCCUCAACUCUACUGAGCAAAACCAAAACUGACCCUUCCCCAUCUGUCCAGCUUAACAGCACUUUAUCAGCAUGACAAACCUGUACAUAAUGUUAGAUAAUGCCAUAUUUGUGUGUUUGUUGGUUCAAAUUUUCCAAGGAUAAACUGUAAUUACUUUUUUCACCCAAGUGUUUUUUUUUUUGUGUCUCUUUUUUGUCUGUCUAAAUUAGAUUUUGAUUUGCAUAUUCUGAAGCAAACUGUCUAGUUUGUAGUUUCAUUUCACUCUCGGGUUAUUUGUAUUUUAUUAAAUUUUUUCAGUUUUCUCAAAUACUGUGAGAUUAGUCUCAGACAUCUGGCAUGCGCUGACAAAUGGUUUGCAUUUUAGUUUUUUCUUCCUCUGUAAAGCCUCGGUUUGUGUAGACUGAUGGUUUCAUUUGUUCAUUAUUUUCUGUGUUAGCUAAGAAAUCCAGUAUUGGAAAAUUGUCUUCAAUGCCAAAAGAUGUAUACCUCAUAUUUUAGAAAUGUAUGACUUUAAGCCUGUUAUUUAAGUCAUAGCGUGAGUUUUUGAACGUGAUCUAAGCAAUAUAAGUUUUCUUAUCUUGGAUUUCCUAACUUGACAUCCAUUUGUUUGUAGUAUUGUUGGUUAUCUGAGCAGGUUAUCACUCUGUGUGUUGCUCUUUAAUACAUGUGAAUAAAGUUUGUAGAAAAAUGUGAGAAACUAGCCACCAGAUGUUGGUUUGAAAUGUUCCGUUAUCUCUAAGUGCAGUAUGUCUGUACUGAUAAGAACGGGCUGUUCUUUAAGUUGAAGGUGAAUUUUCUUAGGUACAGAAAUCUUUUACUUGCUGUUCCUAUUUUUUUUUUUUUAUGGUCCAUCCAUGACUAAUGGUAGAUCCUUAGACCUCAUCUGAGGUGGAAUCAUUUCAUUUUGCAUGCACUUUUUCUAAUUGUACCAUUUAUGUGUUUGACCCUCUUCCACAUACUGGUGUAGCAACAACUGGUUUUGUCUGGAAUAAACGAGGCGUUUGAUUUGAUGCACUCUAUUCUGCUGCUUUGUAAAUAAUAAUCACUUGUAAAAAUCCAUCAAUAAACUGU